Messenger RNA from Venustampulla echinocandica, 1023 nucleotides. RefSeq lists its product as uncharacterized. Bases 1 to 1023 code for a protein of 340 amino acids. Lineage: Eukaryota; Fungi; Ascomycota; Leotiomycetes; Helotiales; Pleuroascaceae. The record is from RefSeq and is a predicted model, not a curated record. The transcript has 5 exons.
AUGGCGGCUCCUCCUGGUGCUUCGCCGUUCCCUCCGGGGUUCCUUGCUGAGGAUCGAGGCCCUACUAUCAUCGCCGUCAAUGCCACCAUCCAAGGAAUUGCCUGCCUGAUCGUGAUCUUGAGAAUUAUCUCCAGAUUUACUCUGGUGAAGAAGGUCGGGGCCGAUGACUGGAUGAUCGUCGUAGCAACCAUCCUGGCGACGGUCAAUAUCGUUAUUGCUAGUCAAAGUGUAAAAUUCGGGACGGGAAAGCAUAAGCAAGCAAUCCCAAAGGAUAAUCUCAUACCAUCUGGAAUAUAUCGGUUCAUCACCCGGGUUAUCUACUUCCUUAUCAGCGGGGCGACCAAGCUGUCAGUCGGUUUGCUCUACCUGCGCAUUUUCCCAACGCUCAAGAAGCAUGUCUACAUUCUCAUUGGUUUCAUCGUUGCCAUGACCAUUGCCCUGGAAGUGGCUACCAUUUUACAAUGUAUACCUGUGGAAGCAGUCUGGACUAUGGAUCCAACAGGCAAAUGCUUCGAUAUUGUGGCAUUUUCGUACAGUGCAUCGGCCCUUGCUGUUGUAACCGAUAUCUGGACUUUGGUUUUGCCUCUCCGGACCGUCUUGUCACUCCAAAUCCAAAGAAAUCAGAAAAUCGUACUUGUUGGCAUGUUCUCCUUGGGUCUGAUUGCCUGCAUAGCAGGAAUUGUUCGCAUGGCAUUCCUCAUAACGCUCUUGACUAGCACCGAUCAGCCGUGGGAUACAUAUGGAACGUCUAUCACAUCCGGUAUCGAGAUGGCCCUUGGAAUCAUCACCGCCAGUCUCCCUAGCUUAAAGCCUCUCGCCGACCGCAUGUUUCCCAAUUUGUUUCCCACUUCAAAGAAUACAUCGGGUGCAACUCCGAAUCGGUACGAGCUGGGAUCCACAAAACAGAGUCGUGGGUUUGUGUCUAUUGGGAGUAGGAGGGAUCAUGAUGAAGCUGAUUCGACGAAGGCCAUUAAGGUGGACUACGACUACAACGUCACCUCCGAACAACAGCCAAGAUAUUAA